AUGAUCAAUGAUGAUCCAGAACAACCAGAAAUAAUCCAAAACUGUUUUGUGUGUGAUUCAGAUUAUGCGCGAGGUUUCGGUGGUAAGUAUGGUGUAGAGAAAGAAAAGCAAGACCGCAGCGCGGCGGGGUGGGACUAUCAAACGAAAUUAGCCCAACAUGAGAGUCAACGGGCUUAUGAGCUCAUUCAGUGCUAUCGAAUUUGCUUGAAACCGAAUGGUGUACCAAUAUCAUUAAUGUGUUGUGAGCCUGAGCCAGCAGUAGGCUAUGAUCCGGCGCUUGUAUCUAUUAUCCAAUUAUCAAUGCUAUCGAAACUAACUAGAGCAAGUUGA
Anisakis simplex (herring worm) is the source of this 330-nucleotide messenger RNA. The record is from the annotation of a GenBank genome assembly. NCBI's taxonomy places the organism in Eukaryota, Metazoa, Nematoda, Chromadorea, Rhabditida, Anisakidae.